Molecule: messenger RNA, 447 nt
Organism: Erigeron canadensis
Lineage: Eukaryota; Viridiplantae; Streptophyta; Magnoliopsida; Asterales; Asteraceae
Exons: 1
Coding region: 1-447 (148 amino acids)
Source: RefSeq, a predicted model, not a curated record
AUGUCAUCACAAAAAAUAAUCGAAUCCCAUCGUUCAAAUGCUGAAAUAUACACCGAGGAAUCCAUAUGCAAAGAAAAAGCCCACGAUUUGUUAACAAAAUUCUCCCUUCCAAAAGGCUUGAUCCCAAUGAAGGACGUAACAGAAGUGGGCCACAACCCGUUAACUGGCUUCGUGUGGGUUCGUAGGAAGAAGAAAACCAAUCAUUUCUUUAGUAUGAUUAGUCGACAAGUGACAUAUGAUUGUGAAGUAACCGCGUUUGUUGAGGAUCGUCGGUUGAGGAAUAUAACCGGUGUUAAGAGUAAAGAGCUUUUGAUUUGGGUCACUGUUUCGGAUAUUUGUGUCGUUGGGGACGGUGAUAAGAUUACGUUUAGUACCCCGACUGGGUUGUCACGUUCGUUUCCAUUUUCGGCUUUUGAAACUAAUGACAAAAUUGAUGUAUCGAUGUAG